This is a messenger RNA of Papaver somniferum (opium poppy), 1991 nucleotides long. Its product is annotated as ankyrin-2-like. The record is from RefSeq and is a predicted model, not a curated record. Gene Ontology annotation, molecular function: protein binding. NCBI's taxonomy places the organism in Eukaryota, Viridiplantae, Streptophyta, Magnoliopsida, Ranunculales, Papaveraceae. The transcript is spliced from 13 exons. The coding region runs from base 51 to 1427 and encodes 458 amino acids.
UUAAAUCUCUUUUCACUCUUUUAAGUUCCCCUUUCCACUCUCACAACAAUAUGGAGACCAAGCAAACUCCACGAAAACUAGAACACCUCGAUCUCAGGCCGGAUAGAGAUGAGCUCAACAUGCUGUACUCUCCAUGCGGUAUGUCGGCGUAUUUUGAUCUUCUCAAUUCUGCUUACACAGGGGACCUUGAUCGUUUCAAGAAGGUAGCUUCAUGUUGCGAUAAGAGAGGUGAAGGGUUAUCAAUAACGGUCCAACGUCUUGUGGAUGGAGAUGGAAGAGGAUCUCUUGCGUUUGCUGCUGCUGGAGGAAGAGUUGAUGUUUGUAGAUACUUGCUUGAAGAGUUGAAUCUUGAUAUUGAUGUGAAAGAUAAUCAUGGUGUAACUCCCUUAUCUUAUGGAGCUGUUAAAGGACAACUUAACACUGUCGAGUAUCUUCUUGAGAAGGGUGCCAAUCCUGAUGGAUCAAAUGAUCCAAAUAGUACAGCUAAUACUCCUUUGCAUUAUGCUGUAUUGGGAGGUGAUAGAAAGAUACAGACAUUGUUACUCUCCAAUGGUAUCCGCAUUAAUGUUGCGACUAGAUCUGGCACAGCCCUGUCAUAUGCUGCUGUUCUUGGCCAGGUUGAUGCUGUUAAAGUUUUGUUGGAUCACCAUGCAGAUCCUAAUGUAGAGAUGUUGGGUGUGGUUACUCCGGUAAAUUCGACUAUUAUUAACAAUUCACUGCAAAUCAUGGAUCUUUUACUACAGGCAGGUGCCGAUCCAAAUGCCAAAUCAUGUGGAUUUGCCCCUCUGAUAUUGGCAGUAAAUUAUGGGCUAACACAAUUUGUUGUGCGCUUACUGGAGGCUGGUGCUGAUCCAAAUGUUACAGAUAUUAAAGGGAUGACUGCAGUAGAAAAUGCUGCCAAAGAGGGUAGUAAUGAAAUCGUUGAGAUCCUAUUUCCUGUGACUUCUCGCAUUCCAACAUAUCCGAAUUGGACAAUUGCUGGACUUAUGGAGCACGUACAUUCUGAGGCCACAAAAAAGAAGAAGAAGAAGAAACCUGAAGCCUAUGAGACGUUUCUUCAUGGAAAAAGGAAGGGGGCAGAAGCAUUUCACAAAAAGCAGUACUUUUUGGCAGCGACGUGGUACUCAGAGGCGUUGGAAGUUGCUCCAGCAGAUGCAACUCUACUAUCCAAUAGGAGUGCGUGUUAUGCGUGUAUGCGAGACGGAAAUGAAGCGUUAAGGGAUGCAACUGAAUGCAUAUCUUUAAGGCCUGAUUGGCCAAAGGCAUACUACAGGGCAGGUGUAGCACUCAACAUUCUGAAAAGGUACCGCGAAGCAGCAGAUGUCUUUUUUAAGGGUUUGACACUGGAUCCUGCAAACAAAGAGCUUGUAGAUGCAUUCAGGGAUGCUAAUGAAGCCAGAUUGAAGUCAAUCAUCCUACGUCCAUAGGAAGAAGAGGAUGGCGAUGGUAGUAGACUGAUAAUCACGACUAGAAGACGUUUAUGUGACCAAUUUUUUGUGUAGGUAGUGGGUUUUGCUAACAUUGUAACUAUAUGUAGCAAGCCAUUACUUUAAAUAAUUAAUACAUUUCUACUCUGCUUGGAAUUUUUUGUUGAUGAAGAUUAAAAGGGAACUCUAUUAACUUCUUAUGCCACUAGUAGGUGGGUGAAUAAGUUUCAGUUGCCAUUACAGGCUAGACAUUAUCCCUGAUUACCUCUUCCUUUGUUUUGAUUCUCGGAGUUUUAGAUAAUUGAUUCGGACUUCUUAACUGAAGUCUUUGAUCCUCCUUAGCAUUGAACAUGUGAUUUUGUUGGAAAAUACUGAUUAGCCCGUCAACCAUCAAGUCGUUCCACUUUCAAUUGUGUACUCGUGGAAAGUAAUCACAAGUCGAGAUCGAUUUACAACUUCAGAAAAAAAAAAAUGAACAGAAAAAGAAAAGAUUGACCGACUUCAAAUGGUGUAAAAAGCACGAUGCUAGCAUUCUAUUCCAUUCCAUUUUGCACUCACCACCUA